Molecule: messenger RNA, 2273 nt
Organism: Momordica charantia (bitter melon)
Lineage: Eukaryota; Viridiplantae; Streptophyta; Magnoliopsida; Cucurbitales; Cucurbitaceae
Product: Major facilitator superfamily protein
Biological process (GO): transmembrane transport
Cellular component (GO): membrane
Molecular function (GO): transmembrane transporter activity
Source: RefSeq, a predicted model, not a curated record
UAUCUUAACAAUCAAAAUGUAAUAAAGUGUACUAUUGUCCCAGACUAACCUGGACACUCACAAAAAUCUAAAAAAUAAUAAUAAAAGUUGAGAAAAAUGAGCAUGCAGGUAGUGUGGGAGAAAGAAGAAUUGGUACAGUUGAGGUGGGGGCGGAAAACGGGAAAAUAGGAUCAAAUUCAGCACAAAACCAAACUGAUGAGGAAAAGAAAAAUCUCAUCUUUAACAGUUUCAAUUUGGACCAUUUCCAACGCUGCUUUCCAACUCCUCCUUUAAGAAUUCUCUUCCAAUUUCCAACCUCAUCGAACUCUCACUCACACAGCAGCCGCCAUGGAGUUGGAAUCUGCAGCUCCCUCUUCUCCUCCUCCCUUACAGCCGCCUCGCCGCAAACCAGGAGGAUGGCGUGCCGUCAAAUACAUUAUCGGGAACGAGGCGUUUGAGAAGCUCUCGUCCAUGAGUCUCAUGUCCAACAUCACAGUGUAUCUGAGCACACAGUACAAUCUCAACGGCAUUUUUGUGGUCAAUGUUGUUAACAUUUGGAGUGGUGCUUCCAACAUCGCCACUUUAGCUGGUGCUUUCAUUGCCGAUUCUUAUCUCGGCCGCUACCGCACCCUCCUCUACGGCUCCAUUGCAUCUUUCUUGGGAACGGGGGCUGUUGCUCUCACAGCAGCUCUCCACCAGCUCAGACCACCUUCUUGCGACAUUGAGAAAUCCCACCAUUGCCCACAGCCACAUUUCUGGCAGCUCCUCGUACUAUUCACCGGUCUCGGGUUGUUGUCGAUUGGAGCUGGCGGGAUCCGCCCCUGCAGCGUUGCCUUCGGCGCGGACCAAUUUGACGCCCGCACGGAAAAGGGGAGGUCUCAAUUAGAGAGCUUCUUCAAUUGGUGGUACCUUUCUUUCACCAUGGCCCUUCUCAUAGCCCUCACCGGCGUUGUUUAUGUUCAGACUAACGUAAGUUGGGCCAUCGGAUUUGUCAUCCCCACCAUCUGUUUCUUCUUCUCCAUCUUGUUUUUCUUGUGGGGCCGCCAUACUUACAUCCUCGCCGAGCCCAGAGGAAGCAUUUUUUCCGAUAUGGUCAGGGUCAUAACCGCUGCCUGUAGGAAACGAAGACACUCUGUUUCGUCUCACUCGUUUUAUGACCCCCCAAUGGCGGAUUCUUUAGAUGGAGAGAAGAUGGCUCAUACAGAUAGGUACAAAUGGCUGGAUAAAGCUGCGAUUAUAGUGAACCCAGAUGAGGAAUUGGAUGAACAGGGGAAACCAAAGAAUCCAUGGCGAUUGUGCAGUUUACAGCAAGUGGAAGGACUCAAAUGUCUGGUCGCGAUCAUUCCCGUUUGGGUAUCAGGAAUGGGGUGUUUCAUAGUCUUCGAUCAACCCAACACAUUGGGGAUUCUUCAGGCUAUGCAGACGAACAGAUCAAUCGGAUCCCAUUUCAAAUUCCCACCCGCCUGGGUGAAAAUGGGCUCGCUGCUUGCGCUGUCUAUAUGGAUCAUAAUCUACGAGAGGGUUUUUAUCAAAAUGGCAAAGAAAAUCACCGGAAAAGAGAGAAGACUCACAGUGAAGCAGAGAAUCACCAUAGGGAUUUUCUUGUCGAUCAUGUGUAUGGUCGUCUCUGGGGUAGUUGAGAAAUAUCGAAGAGAAUCUGCUCUGAAAAAUGGCUCGUUCAAUUCAACGACGAGCUUCGCAUUCAUGUUGCCGCAGCAUGCCCUUUCUGGGUUAAUGGAAGCUUUUGCAACGAUAGCGGUAAUGGAGUUCUUCAAUAUGAAUAUGCCAGAACACAUGAGAACUGUUGCAGGAGCCAUCUUCUUCCUCACGCUCUCGGUUUCGAGCUUCGUGAGCUCUCUAAUAGUGAAUCUGGUACACGCUGUGACCUCAAAAACCGGAAAAAUUCCAUGGGUAGGGGGCCACGACCUGAACCAAACUAGGCUGGAUUACUACUAUUACUUAAUCGCCAUUAUCGCAACUCUGAAUCUACUGUACUUCGUCUUCUUCGCAAGCCGGUUUGUGACGAGUUACGAUGAAAAUACUAAACUGAAAAGGGAAGUUCCGGCGGAGAAGUCGACGGAAAACGAGCAUCAGAUUGAUUUGCCUGAGAAGGAGACGAAGGAAGCAGCUGCAGAAUGUUGAUGAAUGCGUGAGAAGAUUAGGGUUUUUGUUUUUGGUUGCAGAGAUUUCUGUCAUUAGCCUUAGCGCUUUGUAAAGUGAAAUUAGAGUUUUGAUUUCAGGAACGAGUUUGUUAAACCAAUAAAAUUGAUUGAAGAAUGUUUUAUUUCCUUCUA